Molecule: messenger RNA, 5209 nt
Organism: Protopterus annectens (West African lungfish)
Lineage: Eukaryota; Metazoa; Chordata; Ceratodontiformes; Protopteridae
Gene: INPP4A
Product: inositol polyphosphate-4-phosphatase type I A
Exons: 21
Coding region: 62-2548 (828 amino acids)
Cellular component (GO): cytoplasm
Molecular function (GO): phosphatidylinositol-3,4-bisphosphate 4-phosphatase activity
Source: RefSeq, a predicted model, not a curated record
AACGAGUAACCCCAUAUUUCUAAGCAGUAUUGCAUUUUUUCAAGAUGCCCUCGUCAACCAAAUGACCCAAGUGAAACUUUGUGUAUAUGAUGUCAAAGAUAGAUCUCAGGGAACUAUGUAUUUGCUUGGGUCUGGGUUGUUCAUUGUAAAAGAUUUGCUUCAAGCGAGAAAUCACAGGCUUCAUUUAACACUACGUUCAGCAGAAAACGAGCGAGUAGGAAAUAUCACAAUAAUUGCCUGGCAGAUGGAGGAAAAAGUAGACCCAAAACCCCAGGUUACAAAAUCACCUGACACAAAUAGUGGAAGGACUGUUAUACCAGUUGACGAAAGUCUAACUGAAUCCAUAGGAAUUCGGUCAAAAUUUGCAGCAUUACGAAAGGACACAUUAUUGAGAUCAGUGUUUGGUGGUGUCAUUUGUCGGAUGUAUCGAUUUCCUACAAUGGACGGAAACCACUUGAGGAUCCUGGAGCAAAUGGCAGAGAGUGUACUAUCCAUACAUAUCCCCAGACAAUUUGUAAAGCUCUUACUUGAAGAAGAUGCUGCUAGGGUUUGUGAACUUGAAGAACUGGGAGAGUUAUCCCCUUGUUGGGAGAAUCUGCGUCGACAGAUUGUCACUCAGUACCAAACAAUCAUUUUAACAUACCAGGAGACCUUAACAGAUCUUCAUCAGUAUAAAGGACCAUCAUUUAAAGCUAGCAGCAUGAAAGCCGAUAAGAAGUUAGAGUUUGUUCCCACAAAUCUGCAUAUACAGAGAAUGAGGGUGCAGGAUGACUGUGGAACAGAUCAGACAUAUGACAUUGUGACAAUAGGUGCACCAGCUGCACAUUGUCAAGGUUUUAAAUCAGGUGGCCUGAGGAAAAUACUGCAUAAAUUUGAAGAGGCAAAAAAGCACAGUUUUGAGGAGGGUUGUACUUCCUCAAGCUCGCAAUCUAUUAUUUACAUACCACAAGACAUAGUGCGUGCAAAAGAGAUUAUAGCACAUAUUAAUACUCUGAAGACACAAGUCAGUUACUAUGCAGAACGACUUUCGAGAGCAGCCAAGGAGAGAUCUUCUAGUGGCCUUGAAAGAACACUCACCAUCCUUGCAGAUAAGACAAGACAAUUGGUCACUGUAUGCGACUGUAAAUUGCUGGCAAAUGCAAUACAAGCCUUAAAUGCUGCAAGACCAGAGUACAUAGCUUCUAAACCAUCACCUAAUUCAGCAGAGGCUGACCAAGUAAUGCUCAGGAAUGAUCAGGACACACUCAUAGCAAAGUGGACAGGGAGAAAUAGCCGAUUAUCCCUGCUGGGCACAUGGCAUGAGGAAGAAUGGGAGAAGGUAUGGCAAAAUGUCGAUAAAAGUCUGGAGUGCAUUAUUCACAAAGUAGACAAACUCCUUCAGAGGGAGCGGCUACAGAGUGACAGCUGUGAGGAUGUUUUCCAGUGUGACAUAAACUGUUCCAGUAAGAAAGAUUGCCACACACAAGCUGAAGAGUCAACUCCAGGUGAAUGGAGUGAUGCACUUUACCCUUUACUUACAACACUUGCAGACUGUGUAACCAUGAUGAGCGAGAAGGCCAAGAAAGCUAUGGUGUUCCUACUAAUGCAAGACAGUGCCCCUACAAUAGCUAUGUACCUGAGCAUGCAGUACCGUCGUGAUGUUGUCUUCUGCCAAACGUUAACUGCCUUGAUCUGUGGUUUUAUUAUUAAACUCAGAAACUGCCUUCAUGAUAAUGGUUUCUUGCGGCAACUAUACACAAUUGGUUUGCUGGCCCAGUUUGAAAGCCUGCUCAGCACAUAUGGGGAGGAGUUGGCUAUGCUGGAAGAUAUGAGCAUAGGCAUUAUGGAUUUGAGGAAUGUGACAUUUAAAGUAACCCAAGCCACUUCUAACACUUCAGUUGAUAUGCUGCCCAUCAUAACUGGAAAUCGAGAUGGAUUCAAUGUGCGCAUUCCUCUGCCUGGUGUCCUGUUUGAUGCAUUGCCUAGAGAAAUUCAGAGUGGCAUGCUUUUGAGAGUUCAACCAGUCCUUUUCAAUGUGGGGAUCAACGAGCAACAGACUCUGGCUGAAACGUUUGGAGAUACAUCUUUGCAAGAAGUUGUCAAUACAGAGAGUUUAAUUCGACUGAAUUCAUACUAUGAACAGUUCAAGGAAGUUUUACCUGAUGAUUGUUUACCUCGGUCACGCAGCCAGACAUGUCUUCCUGAGCUUCUGAGAUUUCUAGGACAGAAUGUUAAUGCACGGAAAAGCAAGAAUGUAGACAUUCUUUGGCAGGCUGCUGAGAUAUGCCGUAGAUUAAAUGGGGUUCGAUUCACCAGUUGUAAAAGUGCCAAGGACCGCACAGCCAUGUCAGUGACUUUGGAACAGUGUUUGAUUCUACAGCAUGAGCAUGGAAUGGCCCCUCAGGUUUUCACACAAGCCCUGGACUGCAUGAGAAGUGAGGGUUGUCGACGAGAAAACACAACGAAGAAUGUUGGAUGUCGCAAGUAUGCAUUUAGUACAUUGCAGCUGAAGGCUUUUCCAAAAUAUUACAGGCCUCCAGAAGGAACUUAUGGAAAAGUUGAAACUUAAUAGUCUAAAUAAACUGUAUGCAGUACUGAUGUUGACAUUGAUAGUUGCGAAGUUGUUGUAGUGAAAACUCUGAUGUCAAGGUAAUGCUGAACUCCAAAACACAUCAUUGACAUCUAUUGUACAUUACACCAAGUUCACAUUUUCUGUGGAGCAUGCUGUUCUAGAAACAAAGCUGUAUUAGGACAGUCAGCUGAUUUAUGAGUUCUAGAGUAAACUGAUUAAGUUAUUCCAGUUUGUAAAUACACACAGGUGCGAAGCACAUGUGCAUGUAAACUGUAUAUUCAUCUUGUUGGGAAAAAGCUGUGCAUUAUUAGAGUGAGAAAGAUUGUAAAACCGACACAAAAUGUUAAUAAGAGCUGUUUUUUUUUCAUAACUGUUUUUGUUAUUGUAGAUAUGAGUUAUUAUGUAGCCUUUUAUGAAGACUGUUUAUGAUGUUGAAACAUCCCUUACAGACUGUAAAUUAUGUUAAAAAGGGUAGGGAUGUCAGCAUAUUUUAAAUUAUAAAACAAAAAGCAUAGCCAAGUAGCUAGAACCUUGGUGUGGUUCUGAAUGUUAAGAGGGUGCCAAUGUAUAUCUUUUAUUAAUCAAGUGAGUGCGAAACAUUUCAAGUUGUACUGUACAAAGGUAAAGAUUAUUGCACUUGUUUCCACCUUGGAUAUUGAUCUCUUACUUAAACUGCAAGUUCAUAUUUUAAUGUCAUUUGUUUAGCAGUUUCUGCUUCCUGUCACUGCAUUUUAAAGCUUCCUCCUUCUGAGCCUGUUAUGAAAACAAAUGAGCCCCAGUUUGAUUGCUGUACACCGCAGCAGCGCAGCAGUGACCUGCAUUCAGAAGGGAGUCCUUGUGUCACUGAAAGUGGAGUAAUGGAUGCAAAUUAAAGACUACCUUGAUCACUUGUUUCCAUGUAGGAGUGAUAACACUUUCCUUCUGUUGUAGUACCCUAAGGGUGAUCACAGAAGAGGAUAAAUGAGUAGCCGAAAUGUGGAGACUGUUCCGAUGACUCAGGCACAAGCCAAACAUGAAAACAGCACGAUAUUGCAGAGUACUAUAUCCAGAUGGCUAAGAAACUUUCCUGGCCAAAAUAGUAUCACAGUGUCUUACAGUCCUGAUGACCACUGAUGUGGAUGCUGAUCCUGCAUGAGCAAAGUAUUCCAGUAACAUCUCAUGGUCUGGUUGUAAAGGUCAAGCUACAAGGAUGGCAGAAGCAAACAUCAGCACAAAAGAAAGCCUGUGCUUUGGUGUGUCUCCCAAAAGACGAGUUUUACUGUUGUGCUUUUGUGACUGUCAAGAGAAUUAAAACAAAGAAUAGAAUGUUUCCAUGACGUGCACUAAAAAUAUUAAAUAGUCAGUUUAAUUAUAAUAGGUUGCUUUCAGAGGAAUCAUUAGUAUAAGUAGUGAUCAGUACAAAAUAGUGGAGGAAAACAGUUUUGGCCUUAGUACUGAUAUGUAACAUGGCAGUACUGUUCUCAAAUGAUGCUCUGUUAAGCAGUGAUUCAUCACUGUUUUAGUUUGUAGAUGUCAUUCAUCUAUCCUUUAUUACCUCUUAGUUUGACUGUAUAAUGAAGUAGGUGGUUACUAUGAGACUAUAUCUUCUUUUAUAAAAUGUUUUAUAUUUAUGUAAAAAUUAUAUAAAAGUUUAGUUAGGAUUAAUCAUAUUGCUAGUUCCAGAGUUCUCUUGCACGCUAAGUGCCUGCAUAAAUUGUACAUUCACUACAUAUAUAAACUGCAGUUUUCUAAAGUUUCCCACUUCACAUCCAUUUCUUUUUUCCUCGUGUGUAUCUUAAUUUUACCACCAUAUUGUAGGCUUCCAUAUCUCUGUUUCAUGUUAUCUGUGAUUAUGCCUGCAUCAUACAGCUGCAGUUCUGUUAAGAGGCAGAUCAUUAGCAGAAGAGAAAUCCACACCUCUUCCCCACAAAUUAGUAUUUCUUUUCAGAACUGCAUUAUAUAAUUACUCCCUUUAAACACAACUGUGCCGUGCAUACCUCUCAACAGACCAAAUUUUUGCCUCAUGUUUUUGGUCUGUUUCUCUCAAAAUGUGUGGUUUUCUGUCAAAUUGCUUGGGAUUUAAGUCACUCGAUGACAGACAUUCAAGUUUCAGACUGCAUACUAACUCAAAACUUGUUAUUCAUGUAACUUUCUAAAUUUAUAAGAGCAAUAUUUAAAAUCUGUCCCUAUUUUUGGGCCUUUGUCCUGCCAUUAUUUUCCAGAUAUCUUAUGCUAGGUGUUUGAGAGGUAUGGUGCCGAGUUCACAGCUUGCAGUUUGUAAAUGCAGCAGAUUUUGCAAACUAGUGUUAAAUUUCAGUGCCAGCCUUGAAGCAUCCAUGGAUAAUUGUGAUGAUGAUUCACUGCUUUAUCUUUAUAGUAACUUUCUGAGUAGGCAAUCCAACUCAUAAAAUGUUUGUUGUAUCUACAGUGGGGAGAGAGAGAUGCAACUGUCAAACUGCAAUUGAUUACAUAGAUAAUGCAUGGAGAACAAGUCAAAUGCAAUGAGUGCGCUUCAGUCUAGAAUUUAUAGCCACUUCAAACUAUUAUUUUAGUAGCACAACGUUUAAAAUAGUCAGUUCCAUCAGAAAGUUGAGUAACUUUAUAAAAAGCAUUUACUAUAUUUAGUCUACAAUAAGGCAUUUUAUGUGCUCUAUUAAAUAGACAUUGUAUUUAGCCAUC